Talpa occidentalis (Iberian mole) is the source of this 1265-nucleotide messenger RNA. RefSeq names its product proliferating cell nuclear antigen (gene PCNA). The coding region runs from base 160 to 945 and encodes 261 amino acids. Gene Ontology annotation, biological process: leading strand elongation; mismatch repair; regulation of DNA replication. Gene Ontology annotation, cellular component: PCNA complex. The transcript has 6 exons. Lineage: Eukaryota; Metazoa; Chordata; Mammalia; Eulipotyphla; Talpidae. The record is from RefSeq and is a predicted model, not a curated record. Gene Ontology annotation, molecular function: DNA binding; DNA polymerase processivity factor activity.
ACGGUCGCCGGCGCGGCGGGCUAGUUGUGCGCUUCCCGCGUCUCGGGCUCUCGCCGCUCCUGCUGUCACUCGGCGUUGGCGCUCUUCCUGCGAGGCCCGAGUCGGCUGCCCCGAUCACCUCUUCGCCGCCCGUAGCUGCGUCGUUGUGACUCCGCCACCAUGUUCGAGGCGCGCCUGGUCCAGGGCUCCAUCCUGAAGAAGGUGCUGGAGGCGCUGAAGGAUCUCAUCAAUGAGGCCUGCUGGGACAUCAGCUCGAGCGGCGUGAACUUGCAGAGCAUGGACUCGUCCCAUGUCUCCUUGGUGCAGCUCACCCUGCGCUCCGAGGGCUUCGACACGUACCGCUGCGACCGCAAUCUGGCCAUGGGCGUGAACCUCACCAGUAUGUCCAAAAUACUAAAAUGUGCUGGCAAUGAAGACAUCAUUACACUAAGGGCUGAAGAUAAUGCAGACACCUUGGCACUAGUAUUUGAAGCUCCAAAUCAAGAAAAAGUUUCAGACUAUGAAAUGAAAUUAAUGGAUUUAGAUGUUGAACAACUUGGAAUUCCAGAACAAGAGUAUAGCUGUGUAGUAAAGAUGCCCUCAGGUGAAUUUGCACGUAUAUGCAGAGAUCUGAGUCAUAUUGGAGAUGCUGUUGUGAUUUCCUGUGCAAAAGAUGGAGUGAAAUUUUCUGCAAGUGGAGAACUUGGAAAUGGAAAUAUUAAGUUGUCACAGACAAGUAAUGUUGAUAAAGAGGAGGAAGCUGUUGCCAUAGAGAUGAACGAGCCAGUUCAGCUAACUUUUGCACUGAGGUACCUGAACUUCUUUACAAAAGCCACUCCACUAUCUCCUACAGUAACACUCAGUAUGUCUGCAGACGUACCCCUUGUUGUGGAAUAUAAAAUUGCUGAUAUGGGACACUUAAAGUACUAUUUGGCCCCCAAGAUUGAAGAUGAAGAAGGUUCUUAGGCAUUCUUAAAAUCUAAGAAGAUAAAAUUUUGAGAACUGCUUCUGAAAUGCCAGCAUUUACUAAAGUUUCAUCUGUCACCAAAUUUGUACCUCUUAAGUACAUAUGUAGAUAAUGUUUUCUGUAAAUAUGUUUUUUUCCUUUGUUCUCUACAAUUUAAAGGGUAAAGUUUAAAGUCAUCUUUGUGUUAACCUAGAAAUACUUCUACCUUACUGAAAAAUAUACCAUGAGUUUUUUGUUUUUUUUUUUCUUAACAAAGGUUUUGACUCAAUAGUUUUAAGAAUUAUGCUUUCAAUUUUAAUAAAAGUUGUUUGGAAUUCAA